CCACAAACUCAAUAUUAAAGUCUGAUCAUGGUGAACGCCGAAAAUGAACACGAAUUGCCAUCUUAUUCAAGUGCAGACUUUGCCAAAAUGGUUCAAGGUCCACCUGGAUCACUUAGAUUCUUUCGCAACCGGAAUGGCCACUUUGAAAACGUGGCAGCUCUGGUCUCUACUAAAGAAGCUAUUGAGUUAAAUAAAUCCAAGUAUUUUCGAGGUAUCACUUCAGGCAGCAUAGGAAACUCUACACUUUAUAGUGACAGGGGAAAAAUCAAGUUGCACAAAGAAGAAGUAUGUGAUGUGAUCCUUGGAACAAAGGGUAGUACCACAGCGAGGAUUUUGACUACUGAUGAAGAUGAUAUAUUUUAUGAAACUUCUCCGGUUCAAGAGUGUUUUGACAGUAUUGGCACGGAAGACAAGCCCACAAUGUUUCCCAUACUCACCAAUGGGUUAAUACCUGAUAUGAAUUCUCCAGUUGAGGUCAUCAUUGAACCCACCACAAAGCCACUUUUACCAUACAAUGCUAUGUUGGAUUUGUCUGCUAUUAAUCACAAUGCUAAAAGCAUGAAAGUUUUUGGCCCUUUAUGCAAUGUUAUUGAUUACGAUCCAGAAGAGUUAAAUGAUGAGAAUGCAUUGCUAAACAUUCUUAAUGAAGAGAUUGUCGCCUCAAUGGAAGCCGAAACUGAAAAUGACCAUAGAAGCCAAAGCUCAGACAGAAGCAGAAUCGAAGAAGAAUCAUGGUGGUAUAAAGUUCGCUCUUGGUUCAAAGAAGAAGAAGAAGCAGCUUUUGAGCGGUAUUUCAACAAAUACCCUUGGGCGAAGUAUUUCCAGCGAUCAUUAAUUGAAAAUCCUAUUUCAGAUCUUGAAGAUUUCGAGAACUUGUUCACCAAGUAGAAUCUUGCUUCCAUUGAAUGAAGUUAUUAUAGAAUAUGUUUGUAGUAGUUUGUGGAAUCUGGUAAUUUAUCAAGUAAUAUGCCUCCAUUUUGUGGCACUGAAGCUUCCUGAAUCAUGUCUUUAGUAAUCUCCUGGAGUUUUCUUGUACUCCUAGGUCGCUGUAGAAUCGAUGUGGAACAAUAUAUAGAAGCACCUUGCCAAGAACCAAGGGAUUUGAUUCCCCGAACUUCGCUGGAAAUAGAAGCAUUCUGUCUUAAGGUAUUCAAGACGUGGGAUUUCAACCCUGGUAUGUUACUGAGCGCACCUUCGAAGACAAUGUUGUUCAACAAGGUUGGCCGAUUAUCAACCAGGGCUUGAAAGAUGACUCUUUCUAUAACACCAAGCACAGUUAGAAGAAGCUGAGAAACAAUCCGUGUUCUGACGGACCCAGGAAUAGAGUAUCCUUCAAGUUGGACAAGCUCCUCCUCAAUCUGACCAAUGCAAACAUAGUCAACAAUAAAUUGUUCCACAAGUUCAAAGAAGCUUGUAUCUGUGAUAAUCUCAUGAUCCAACUCAAUGAGAUAUUCAGCGAUACAGUAGUGUAGAUUUUCACCUGUGAGUCCACCUUUAUUUUCAACCUCCGAGAUUAUUCUAUAGUCAGCUAAAGAGCAUACUCUAAAAGAAGACCAAUUAAACUCCACCACAAGUCCAUCACAAGAGUUUGCCGAAAUUAGCGACAAAAUUGGACUAGGUAUAAACUGUACAGACUUAACUCCAAACCUCGUCAACAUUAUUUUGCAUAUGUAAAACCUUUCAAGUUGGGAAAAUUUGCUGUUCAGUAUAAUGAUUUUGCAGCUUGAUAGCAUUAAUGGAAAAUGCUGAAAAAUUGUGAGAAGAUUCUCAUGUAAACAUAUCUCAUCAACUGUAUGCAUCCAAAGACUCAGGUCUUGCCGAUAUACCUGAAUCAACCUUUUAAUUGGAUCAUGUAUUUGUCUUAUAAUACAAUUAGUCUGAUUCGAAUCCAAAGAAUGGUCAUUCAAGUGUAGAAACCAGGGGAAAUUCUCCGCCGGACUAUAGCCACUGUUCCUUACAGUUACCAAUGGUAACUCAAUACCAGCUUUCCCCGCUCUUAUAAAACGAGAGCCAAUGUCAAAUAUCAAAUAGUUGGGUUCAUUAGACAUUCAAUUUAUCUCCGAGAAGCAAAUCUAUAUAUUUUU
Yamadazyma tenuis ATCC 10573 is the source of this 2084-nucleotide messenger RNA. RefSeq lists its product as uncharacterized. Lineage: Eukaryota; Fungi; Ascomycota; Pichiomycetes; Serinales; Debaryomycetaceae. The record is from RefSeq and is a predicted model, not a curated record.